Cinclus cinclus is the source of this 8794-nucleotide messenger RNA. It is a transcript of the gene ENTPD5, whose product is annotated as ectonucleoside triphosphate diphosphohydrolase 5 (inactive). Gene Ontology annotation, molecular function: GDP phosphatase activity; UDP phosphatase activity. Gene Ontology annotation, cellular component: membrane. The record is from RefSeq and is a predicted model, not a curated record. The coding region runs from base 4820 to 5965 and encodes 381 amino acids. Gene Ontology annotation, biological process: nucleoside diphosphate catabolic process. Lineage: Eukaryota; Metazoa; Chordata; Aves; Passeriformes; Cinclidae. The transcript has 12 exons.
GGUUGUCAGGCGUGUGCAGGGCGAGGGCUGAGGUGGCAGCCGUGGGAAAUGGAGCAGGCGGGAUGCGCGGCAGGGACGGAGCCAGGAGCCCGGCGGUGCCGGCUCCAGGGCAUUCCCGGGGAGCGGCUGCGGGAGUCAGCGCCGGAGCGCUCCCGGCUGGCACGGCAGCAAAAGCCCUCAGAGCCCGAGCCUGUCGCAGCCAAGUCUGUUUUCCAGGAAUAGCAGCCGUCCCAGGAAAAGGUGCCGUUGCCGCCCCGUAGGUGUGCGGCUCUGAAGGGUGCCCGCACCGCAGUGCAGCGGUUUCCCGGAAAAACUGCCUUGUGCUAAUUAAAGAGGAAAACCGAAAACCCGCUUGCCCAGAAAUGUGAAUAAGCAAAUAAUGUGUAUUUGGAGCCUUAGUACGCAGGAAGAGAGAUUAAAACUUCCGAUAACGCAUGUUUGUGAGUUGGUUCUACUUUUUUUUCCCCUGGAGUUUAAAGCACUAGGGCCAGGAUUUUGCCGAAAAUACAUGUGCUCAAAGAAUACCGUGUCGUUAUUUUUAUGGAAAUACUGGGAAGUUCUGCCUUUGAAUUCCGUUAUUCCUUCUAUUGUGUCUUCUAAACACUGUACUUUCGUCAAAACAAUCCAAGACAGCUAUUUUUUUUUCAAUAGACAAAAAUAAGUUUAGGAAAAAAAAUGUAACUUUCUGGAAAAAGAGGGUUGGAAAGUAUUUAUUUAGUCGUGAGUGUUAAGUGUUAAACCUCUCAUCUGGGAAAUAGAUUUUGUGCCCAUAAGAGCUGGUCAUCUGGAAAAUAGAUUUUGUUGCUGUUUGAGCACAGAAGACUUUCCAUUCUGAAUGAUUUCUGGUGUGCUUUAGCGUGGAAAAUAUUAAUUCAAUUAUGUAAUUUUGUUUCCUAAAUUAGGGUUAAUUUGUAAAAUAUUUACCUGUAUUUAUAUCAUUAAUACUUAUUAUUAUUAUUGAAUAUUUUUGUGUCUCUCCAGAUAUUUCCCAAUAUUAUGUUAGGAAACAGAAGGGAAAUUCUUGUGUAUCUGUCAUGCACUGCUUCCCCCUCCCCUCAGAUCACAUUCCUUUUUACAGGGAGGUGCUUCUGUUCCGUGGUUUGUGUUUUGUGUGUUACCUUGUCAGAAAUAGUCAAGUAUUGAAUAUUUCUUGUCUUGAAAAUUACCAGUGUUUCUGUAUAUGGUGAGCUCUGAGUAAGGUUGUGUUCUGCUGUCUUAAAGUUAGCUGUUAUUAUUAUGGUAUAGUUUUUACUUUUGUUGUUUAAGGAGGCUUUGGUUGGGGUUUUUGGUGGUGUGUUGGGUUGGAGUUUUUGGGUUUUUUUUUCUCCCUGUUCAUGCUUUCAGUCUUGGAAGUCUCUAUGCAACAUCCCAGUGCUUUUGGACCAUACAGUUUGCAUAGCUCCUAAAUUUUUAUAUUGGAUGUUCUUCAGCUUUUUCAUUUGGUACUUAAAAUCUGCUGUGUACAGAUGACAUUUACACAUGUUUCUCUGUGUUGGGAAAUGAGUUUUCUAUCCUGUUUUGCUGGCUCAGGCCUCGGGGAUGUUGGGGUCAACUGUAGUGCUUGUGUAAAUGUUUUACUAACUUGAUCUCAAGUUAACUUUCAACUUCUUGAAAUUCAUCAUGUGUAGUUACAUAAGCAUGUUCCACUUCUUGUAUUGAGUAAUGAUAAACUCAAAUUUGAAUAAAACGACUCAAUUGGUAUUUGAUGUGCCUUCAUGACCUUAUGAUUUGCCUGAUACGUAGUCCACUCCUGUUGGCUGACAGUGAAGGUGAAGAAGUGCAGGCGUGGUGUCUCUUGCCGUGGUGCUCUGAAGGUGGUUUUCAUUAGGAAUUCCUGGAGUGGAAUAGCUGUUACUUCCAUCCUGCUUCAGGUGUGUGCCUAGCGUGCUCAUGAUCAAUGCUGAUUAUUACUGUUCCUUUUGAAAGACACUAACUGAGCCUACUGAUGGGGAACUGUGGGCUUUACCUUGCUGAACUGCUUCAUUGCAUUAAUCAGCUUGUGCUCACAUUACAAUUACCCUGUUUUCUCCUUUCUCUUUGUUGUUAAUUUUCUCCACCCUAUUGUAUUCUGAUACCAGGUAGGACUUUUUAAGUUGAGUGGAAUUGUUUUGAAAAUAUUUUUCCUUCUCAGUAACUUAUGUACCCCGAAUUUUUUCUUCCGUACUUUCGAUUCUGUCUUUCCAAAUCCUUUUUUCCAUUUCUGUUAUGCUCUGCUGAUUUUUCUCUCUCAUCUCUGAUUUCUUACUUUGAUCUGUUUUCAUUCUUCUUAUGAACACUGUUUUGCUAGUGUACUUGGUUAAAUGGACUUCACCAGUCAUUGAAGGGGCUCAGUGUGUGUUUUUCAUUCUUCAUGAUGGAGAAGAAAAAUAAAAUCCCAAGGUGAUUGGUUGUGAGUUUGUUGUUUUACAGGGUUUUAUUUGUCCUUAGAAGCAUAAAAGGGGAAGGAAAAAAAGUCAGGGGAAAUACAGAAAACAGAAAGUGUGAUAUAGAGGUGGUUAUCUGAGAAGGGAUAGAGAAGCUUCAGGAGGGUAUUUCUUGUGAGACUAAGGAUCUGGCAAGGAAAGUAUGAGUUAAUGAUGGCAGUUGCUCAGAUAUUUUCGGAUCAUCAGAGAUUCUGAGGCUUACAUAACUGUCACAUGUGCUGUUUGUAAUAGGACUCUGGAGUUUGUUCUUGAGAUAGGUGCUUGGGUUGUGUUUGUGAUCAUUCAUUAAACAAAAAUCCUUAUGUUGCAUGAGAAUAAGAUCACCUCUUUGAACCUGCUGGAAAGUGACUCUCACUAAUGCACCUUAUAUUCUGUUAAAACAGUGCAGCUGCUUGGAUUUUUAGUGGCCCUCCUUGCUGUGAUGAAGGAAAUCUGGGUAGUGCCAGCUGCAUCUUAAUACAAACCCAUAGCUACAAAACUGCUAAACUGCUUGGCACUUCUUAUCAGGUCUCUUCAGGAGAGCACUUUGUUACAGAACUGUGUAUUUACUCCUUUCUGCAUAAAAUGUGGAUACUUCAGAAAUUAGUGCAAUUGGAGUUGAUCUGUCACAGGCACAGGCCAGGGCUGUUGUUCGCUAGCGGAACUGUGGUCAGUUCUUCUCAAGAGUGUGCUUCUAGGGCAGUGAGGAUCAGGGGUCUGUGCUUCUGCCCACAUCUCUCUGCUUUUGUUAGGAACAGGAAGAUAAAAAUAAAGGUCACAGCAGACAGGUGACAUUACCUGUCUGCAGUGGGCUCUGCACUCUGUUGGCUCUAGGCAUAGCAGAAUGCUGGAGUGAGUUAGAGAGAUGCCUGAGGAAUGCGACCUUUUUUGCUGGGAAUGGGUAAAAGUUAAAUCUCCAUUCGCUGCAACUGGGGACAAAGGUGAAGAAUGGAAAUAAAAGUCUUACAAGGGCUGAAUCUGGGAUAAAAGGUAGUCAAAUAUAAGUGAGCUCUUUGGAUGUGGGAGAAGGGUGUGUGGAAAUAGAGGCUAUAGCAGACUCACAUAGAAAAGAAAGGAGAGGGUUUAGGAAUGAAUGCAUGUAGGAUAGAGACAGCAAGUAAAGAUUUCAAGAGAAUGAACAUGGUGGGGCUGAGCAGCUUGCUAAAAGACAGUCAAAUGUAAGAGCAAGCAGUGGGCAGGGGUCUUGGGCAGAGCUGAUGAGCAGCCAUAUAAAGUAGAAUAUUCAGUGCUGUGGGUGGAUGGAUGUGUUGCCAAGUGUCUGGAAAGUGAUGAGGAGCUGUUUGCACCUUGUGUAUGUGAGUGUUCUGUGUGUAGGUUGGUGCAGGCGAUACUGCAUAUGGUGGGACAUCUGGUCACAUGCUCAUUUCUGCUGUUAAAGAUGCCUAUAUAUUCUCCUUUUUACCUGGGUGCCACAUGAUUUCUCUUCCCAUGUCUUUUAUUAGCAUUUCUCAGCAAAAAUAAGUGCAGAGGGAUAGGUGUAAGAGGAGAUGUAAUUGUAUCUUGGUAUCCAGGUGUGUGCAACACAGCUUCGGGGCUUUGGCUUGUGAAACUGUUGUUAGAAGCUGUGUAAGCAUCCUGAGUGUUUGGGGCAACUGCUUUAGAUUUGUGAGAGUGUGUGGGUUUUGCUGCGAUUUUUUUGUUGUUAUUUGUAAUUCUGAAAAAUAAAAAACAAAGGAAAAAGACAGGAAAGAAACAUAUUAAAAAAUACUGAGAGGCAGAGAUCAGGUGCUGCUCAGUUCAGCCCCUCUUGUGCAGCACAGGCUCUUCUCAGAGAUGGGGAUGCUGCUGGAAGGAUAUUCUUUCAUUCUCUUUAUGUGCUAAUCUCUCCCAGCAGCCGUUCUUAGCCUGAGAUGAAAUUCUCUUUGUUUGUGACCCUGAAUAACACUUGUGUUCUGCCACAGCAUCUCAAGUGUGUAAAUGUUAAAGUGGUUCUGACCAAAGUUCCCCUCUGGCAGUGUUUCUUUUCAGAUAAUAUUUGGGCUUUUGGGAGGUUCUGGAGACAGACUCUGAAUGUCGAAAAUCUGCAAGACAAAUAAGAGAAGGAAAUUGUCUGAAAGUCGAAUCUAGAAAUACUGGAAAGCAAACUAUUCCAUCUCUUCUGUGUUUGGGAAAUGGAGAAACCUUUACUCUGAAAGAACAAAUCAGUUAGAUGUAGUUGUAGCAAUAAAACAAUUCUUUAUGGAUGAGGUGUUGAAAGGCACCUAGAGAGCGAAUGUAUGUGUACAGAAUGAUUUAUUUAUUUUCUUUUUUUAAAUGGAAUUUUAAAGGAGAGAGUCCUUGGUAAUUUCCUUUUUUUUUUUUUUUUUUUGGUUUGGUUUUUUUUUUAACUCUUCAGGACCUUCUGCAGUUCUGUGAUUGCUGAUACCUGCUUGACAGCCUCAAGGGGUCCUGGCAAGAUGGCAUCUUCCAGACUUCCCAUCCUUAUAGCAUUGGCAUUUUCCUCUUUGCCCUUUGUUCUUUCACAUUCAAACAGGGUAAUGUGGUUUCAGGAGUUCUUUCCACCUAAUGUGUGCCCUAUAAAUGCCAAAGCAAACACUUUUUAUGGCAUCAUGUUUGACGCAGGAAGCACUGGAACCCGUAUUCAUAUUUACACCUUUGUGCAGAAGAGCCCAGAAAAACUUCCAGAGGUGGAAGGGGAAAUCUUUGAGUCUGUGAAGCCAGGUCUGUCUGCUUAUGCUGAUCAGCCUGAAAAGGGUGCUGAAACUGUCAAAACAUUGCUGGACAUGGCCAUAGAUGCUGUACCACCUCAUCUGUGGAAAAAGACCCCGGUAGUGUUAAAGGCCACAGCUGGACUUCGCUUGCUGUCAGAGGAGAAAGCUCAGGCUCUGCUUUCAGAGGUUAAAGAAGUCUUUGAGGAGUCACCAUUCCUUGUUCCAGAGGACAGUGUUGGCAUCAUGGACGGAUCUCAUGAAGGAAUUUUAGCCUGGAUCACUGUGAACUUUUUGACAGGGCAGCUGUCUGGCCAGAACCAGCAAACUGUUGGGACUCUGGACUUGGGAGGAGCCUCAACCCAAAUCACCUUCCUGCCACGGUUUGAGGAAACUCUGAAGGAAACCCCUGGGGAUUUUCUUACCUCAUUUGAAAUGUUUAAUAGCACCUACAAGCUCUAUACCCACAGCUAUUUGGGGUUUGGACUAAAAGCUGCAAGACUGGCAACGCUUGGAGCUUUGAAUAUGGAAGUUGUGGAUGGACAAAUGUUCCGCAGUUCUUGUUUGCCAAAGCAGUUGGAAGCAGAGUGGCACUUUGGGGGAGUGAAAUAUCGGUAUGGUGGCAACAAAGAAGAUUAUGAACGCGGAGGUGUUUUGGAAGUGAGAGAUUUUGAAAGAAAAGCCAAAGAAGUCUGUGAUAACAUGGAGAGAUACAACUCAGCCAGUCCUUUCCUCUGCAUGGAUCUUACUUACAUCACUGCUUUAUUAAAGGACGGUUUUGGAUUUAGGGACAACACAGUCUUAAAGUUGACAAAGAAAGUAAACAACAUAGAGACAAGCUGGACUUUGGGUGCUACCUUUUACCUGCUGCAGUCUCUGGGGAUGACUUAUUGACCUGUGAUACUGCUGUGGACUUCAGCCUUUCUGAAAAUAUUGCAAUCUCCAGGUAUAUUGUUCAGCUGGGACUGGUUACAGAGCAGAACAUGGACCAAAGAUACACAACAGAUCUUUACCCUGGAUUGGCAUUGUGCCUAAUGAGAGCAUGAUUUAUAACUGUGAUUGCCAUAAAUGAUCCAGAAUCUGCCUUAUGAAAGUAAAAAGGUCUAAACCCCAGCAGAGAAUAUGCAAGGGGCUCAAAACCAGCUUUCACCAGCAAGUCUGUUAGAAGCACAGAGUUCCUGGAUGUGGUGGCAGACUACGAGACACAUGACUUCUCCUACCCCUUUCUAUUUUUAACAUACGUAACUUAAGUUUGCUUGUGAGAUGUUAAAUAGAGAAAUCAGAAAUAGCAUCAACAGUCAUUCAGAGAAGAGUGAACAAUUCUGGAUGCUGCCAACCUCAGUGUUCCAAGAAUCCAGCUGCUAGCUUAGCAAAUACAUGGCAAGAAUACUCCAGUCUUUCAAGAAGGGCUUUCUGUAAGUACACUUUGGGCAUGGCUUUAGGAAAGGUGUUGGCUAAAACAGUAAUUUACCAAGCAUUUUUUUAGGCAGUAGGCAUUUCCUAAGCAGAAUGUGUGCCUGUGUUUCACUUUUGCUGCCCUUUACAAAUCUGUGCAGCUACACCAUACAUCUGACUACCAGACUUGAUAAAUUUAUUCAUUUAGCAUGUAGUCAUAACACACAGUUGUGCUGGCACAACGAGGCAGCAGUGCCAGCUAUUGAAACUCAAACUGCCAGAAGAGCUUGUCACAUUCCACCCACAAGGAGAUUGCAGUCAGAUGAAAUGGCUGAUCUGACAGCUCACUUUGCUGUGAGAGCCAGUUCUGUUUCUCUGCUCUCAGCAAGGCACACCCACAGCCUUCUUCCCUUUGCUGCUGGUGCUCCUCAGGUUCUUGCAUGAACUGAUUCAGGGCACCUGACUUGAGGUGGUGUUCACCCAAGAGUCAAGUCUAGUGCUAUCCCAAGGACAGCAGGCACUGGCACAGCCCAGUGAGACCUAGUGGGCCAGGGAGUGGUCUGAGCACCACAGUCCCUUUGGUUGGAGUGAGCUCUAAGGUAUGGUCUUCCAUUUGAAACCCACCCAUUGCCCUAAGUAAAAACAGCACAGCUGUAGAGACUUUUACCAUCCCAUGAAAUAAUUGGAAGCUUGAUACUGUCUUCCCCAAGGAAUGUGUAAGGUACAGGUGAAUUUACCCCAUCACAAAGAGGUAUUACACAUGCAGCUAAGGAAAACUUAAUCCACUGAUGUCUUGUGAUGAACAUUUCCUUGUUGGGCAGUUGCCUGUUUGCUCUAAAACACCUUUCCUGCUUCUGUCAAACCAAAGAUUGCCCUCACGCUGCCUUCUCUGCAAACUGGAUUUGAAAAUAAUUGGCAAUUCCCAGCAAGGGGAGGAAGUAGCGCACUCGUCUUCUAUGGUCUUGCCGAACACGUUGGAGACUCAGAAAUUUGCCUUACUGUGAAGGUUGGUCCUUUUCCUCCAGUUAGCAGUGCAACUUUGCCUGUAGCUGAUCAAGCUAUCCCUUCUCAUAUCUCAGGUUUUACAGCACGAGGGUACAAGGCGUGCUUUGGAUUGAAUUACUUCAGUCAGCAACAAGAAGUCAGGGGUUGGGGAUAGAGCCAUCCAUACUUAUCCCAUCACUGACACCUUGCCAUAAAUUCAGGCUGCUUUUUUCAAACGGGAAAUGCUCGUCCUACAUGUGUACUCCUUACCAGAAUCUGUUUGAGAUCCACAUUGAGAAAUUCCUGUGUCACACCAAAGUUCUGUCAUUUCUUUCUAGAAGUUUCUGUUUGAAUACUAAUAAGAAAGUAAAUUGUGGCCUCUUCUCAACCAUUAACAUUUCUUAUUCCUCUUCCUACUGUUGGCAAAACUUGGUAUAUGCUCUGGUCUGCAGAACAAGGUGACUGCAAAUGCAUUCAUUUUUGUCUUCAGUGAAAACUUUUGUAUUCUCAGAAAACAUGAAGUAGGAUGCAGUGGUUACUGGCAGAUGCCAUACCUAAGAAGUAGCAGCAGCAUUAUCUGCCCUCUGAAAACAGACGAGCCGUGAAGAGGGCUCAAGGGCUGGGUUUUGUCUGAAGUGAGGAGGGGCUAGAAGAAGGGUACCAUGCAGAAGAAGUUGUUUUUUCUGCAUUCUUUUCUUCGGACUCUGGUACUACAAAUGCUAGGAGGGAGCAUCUGCUUCCCAGUACCAAAGUUGCAUUUACUCUGAAUGCUCAGGGCCUUCAUUUGUCAGUGGCACGAUUCAUUAACUGAAGCAGAACUUCUGCUCUCUGUUACUGACACGAUCCUUCAGUUAUGAGAGAAACAAAACUCUGCUAAAAGGUUUAUUUUUGCAAGAAAUUGCAGAAUUGCGCCCCUGCUGUUUACAUCUCUCUGAACCCAAGGGGGUGGGGGGAUCUGGACAAACCCAGUCAAGUCCUCACACUUACCCUAGUGCAAUGACAUUAUUUAUUAGCUAAACUAAAGAAUAAGCAGCCUUUUAAGAGAAGAGCUCUACUUGCAGCCCUGAUUUUUAUCUCCUCCUUUGUAAUGUCUUUUAGCCAGCCACUAACAAGAACUGCCUAAUGAGAGUGACUGCAGAAGCACAAGCUUUCAGCUCCAAACUUAAUGUUUCAUUCUUUUGAUGUCAAUUUCUGAUACUGGUCAACCAUCUGUAUAACUCUUGCCCAUGGGCAGUGCUUAGUUUAAUUGUGUGAGUGGAAAAUGUCUAAUGUAACAGGCUGGUGUUUGCAACCUAAGACAGAAUAUCUUGAAUUGUCUAUUUUAGUAAAGCAUUUUUAACAAUA